This is a messenger RNA of Lacerta agilis (Sand lizard), 580 nucleotides long. RefSeq names its product peptidyl-tRNA hydrolase domain containing 1 (gene PTRHD1). Lineage: Eukaryota; Metazoa; Chordata; Lepidosauria; Squamata; Lacertidae. The record is from RefSeq and is a predicted model, not a curated record. The coding region runs from base 44 to 409 and encodes 121 amino acids. Gene Ontology annotation, molecular function: peptidyl-tRNA hydrolase activity. The transcript is spliced from 2 exons.
CCCGGACUUCCGGGAGCCGCGCGCCCCGCCUACCCGGGGCAAGAUGGCGGCGCGGGCGCUGGUUCAGUACGUGGUGCUGAGGGGGGACCUUCGGCGGGAGCCCCUCUCGUGGCCCUUGGGCGCCUUGGUAACGCAGGCCUGCCACGCGGCCCUGGCCGUGGUGCACGCGCACUACGAGCACCCGGACACAGCGGCCUACCUGGCCCAGGGCGGCAGCAUGAGGACCGUCGUGCUCGAGGCCCCAGAUGAGUGUGCAUUGACUGCAUUAGCAGAGGCACUGCAGCAAAACAACAUCGAUCACAAAGUGUGGAUUGAACAGCCAGAGAACAUUGCCACUUGCAUUGCCCUUCGCCCAUACCCUAAGGAACACGUACACCAGUACCUGAAGAAAUUCAAACUGCUGAAAUGAUCUUAAUCUAUUUCUGGCCCUAUUCAGGACUGGCCAAGAAAAUCCAGUUCUCAGGUAGGCGCUUGUGGCUGAGAGUUUGUGGACAAUUUGCAGUACCAUGGUGAAGUGCAAUAACUGAAUCAGGAACAAUAUUUUCAUUGCAUGUUGCUGGUAAUUGUGCAGUUUCCAUGG